GGCAGUCAGUAGCUGUGCGGCCGGUGCCCUGAUCGCACCAAACGAGCCUCGUCUUAUUUGUCCCAGUUUUCUUAUCCGCGUGUGCCCUUUACAAAAAGUGUAUGCCCUCUGUAACAUGCUGUUCCACCUUCUACUAGGACUGACCACCGUUGCCAUUGGAGAAUGUCGACCAAAAGAUCGAGGUGUGUACUACGGCCGUCUUAUCGGUACAUUCCAGGAGUACGCCCACGGGAUAAGAGGUACGGCGUACGCAGUUGACGACUCUACGAUAUUCGUCAAGGGGUUCUCUUACGACGGAACCGGCCCAGAUGCUUUCUUCUGGGUAGGUAGCACACCUCGACCAUCUCCAGAAGGAUAUAUUAUCCCUUAUCCCGAAGAUUAUGUAGGAAGGGAUCCGCCUGUACUGAGGGCAUACAACAAGACAGAUGUAAUAUUAAGGCUGCCGCAGGGUAAAAAACUGAAGGACAUAAAGUGGCUCUCAGUGUGGUGCAGGAGGUUCACGGUGAACUUCGGCGAAGUGUUCAUACCACCGAACUUAGUCGCUCCGAAGACGAGAGUGCUCCCGGAGUUCAAGAGGCUGGCUCAUCGACUGCAAUCGGGCAAUAUCACGAUCCUCGACGCCAAGACUUUCUACAUCCCGAAUCUGCACUACGACGGUGCAGGUCCAGACGCCUAUUUCUGGGUGGGAAACGGUCCUGAGCCUCACGACACCGGCACUAAAGUGCCCAGUGAAAAACGAACAAUCGAACCUCUGUCCGGCUAUUACGGUAACGACAUAGAAAUAGUGCUUCCCGGAAAUCUGACCGUCUACGACAUAGACUGGCUCGCCGUCUGGUGUGUACAGUACAAACACAACUUCGGCCAUGUAUACAUUCCAAAGGACCUGGACGUCCCACCGGCUCUGGGACAGACGAAAAUAACUCCAGCUUGGUGGUAUUCCCCGACGACGAGCGUCAGCCCGGAGGACGAGGUGUUCUCCAACUGCCGUGAGUUGCUCGACGAGAGGAUGCAAGUCGAAUGGUCCAUCGAAGGAGAAUGGGUUCAGAUCACACUUUCAGCCAAGAUCAGGGAAGAUCAGUACAUGGCAUUCGGCAUUUCCGGCGAACAGGGGAGGUCUACCAUGGUUGGAGGAGAUGUAGUAGUUGCCUACUACAAUAAGGAAAAAGAUUCAUUCCACGCUGUCGAUUACUACAUGUCAGCCACAGCUCAAUGUGAUGGUCAUAAUGGUGUGUGCCCAGAUUAUAGAAUAGGAGGCAGGGAUGAUGUGGAGUUGAUAAAAGGAGAGCGAAGGCAUGGCAUCACAACUGUUAUUUACAGAAGAGCACUACACACCAACGAACCGAUAAAUGAUAGACCGAUUCCAAGAACUGGGGAAACUUCAGUCAUAGCAGCCAUCGGACCUCUCAAUUCCAACCAUGAAGCAUACGCUCAUGCAGUUAAUGAUAAGACUAACGAUGAUAUCAGGAUAGAUUUUGGGUCAAAGCAAGAUGGUCAGUGUACAAAUUCUUUGUAUCACCUUCCUGAAGAUGAGGAAAUUCAACCAUGGCCUCCUGCUGUUAUUAGAGAUGAGACUGUAUUCUCUGUGAGAAUCGGUCCUACAGGAGGAAAAAGAGGAUACACACCAAUCACAGGUCAACCUUCUUGGGGUAUAGCAUGGUACAUCAACGAUCUUCUUAUACCCGAAAUUUAUGUCAUCCGGGGUAAGACCUACACUUUUGUUGUUGAGGGUGGUAAUGACCCAACACAGCCUGCAAGGUACCAUCCGUUUUAUAUCACCGACAGCCCAGAAGGAGGCUUCGGUCAAAAGUCAGAUAUUAAACAAAGACAGCAGAGGGUAUUUGCAGGUGUUAGCUAUGACUCUGAAGGCUUCCCAUAUCCCACAGCUUCCGGGAGGUACUGCGAAUGGCAGCAUAAAACCGUGGAUAAGUCGGAAACAACAGAAACGUUUAAAGAAUACUUAGAAACGCUGAGGCUUGAAUGUGUUCCUGGAGAGCCAGCCUACCUGAACUGGACAGUACCAAUGGAAACACCAGACAUACUCUAUUACCAGUGUUAUACUCAUAACAACUUAGGCUGGAAGAUUCAUGUGACGAAUCGCACUUCAGCAUCUAAAGCCCCCAGCUUAGUCACUGACCUUUCGAUUGCUAUGUUCCUUUUAGUCACAAAUUACAUGAUGACUAGGUGAACAAAACAUUGAACUAUUCUGAUUUGUAAGUGGUGGCGAUGGGCAAAUUUUUGUCAUUGAGAUUCUGAGUGUUUUACAUAAAUACCUUUUUUCCUUCUCUUUUUCCUUAUCAUUCUUGAAAUAGAUGAAAAUUUGAACUAAAAAGUGAUGUUCAACACUCAUAAUGCAUGAUGUUCGCCCAGGCCUCAUUUACUGGUUUGUUCUCCCUGCAAAGCAUGUCAGGUUUCUGUGUCUUCAUAAGAAACUAUAAAAAAAAUCAAAAUUUAUCUUUAAAAUUGUUCUGUGAUUUUGACAAUACUCAAUUAAAAACGAUUGAAACUAAGACAAUAAUUUAUAAAUGUAAAUAUUUUUAGGUGACAUUUUACAAAUAAAUG
Cimex lectularius (bed bug) is the source of this 2559-nucleotide messenger RNA. RefSeq names its product protein Skeletor, isoforms B/C. Lineage: Eukaryota; Metazoa; Arthropoda; Insecta; Hemiptera; Cimicidae. The transcript is spliced from 13 exons. The coding region runs from base 116 to 2185 and encodes 689 amino acids. The record is from RefSeq and is a predicted model, not a curated record.